Messenger RNA from Acanthosepion pharaonis, 1131 nucleotides. Lineage: Eukaryota; Metazoa; Mollusca; Cephalopoda; Sepiida; Sepiidae. The record is from the annotation of a GenBank genome assembly.
AUGAAUAGAGACAAUGAAAUAGAGAGAAAGAUAAAAAGAGACCUGUCUCUCUAUCUCAGUCUUUGCAUCAGUCUCUCUAACUCAGUCUCUUUGUAUCUCUCUAUAACAGGCUCUUUGUAUCAGUCUCUCAAUUUCAGUCUCUUUGUUCUGUCUCUCUAUCUCCAUCUAUUUUUACCUUCUCUUUGUAUCUAUCUCUCCAUCUCCAUAUCUAUCUAUCUAUCUAUCUAUCUUUACACUUAUCUCACUCUCUUUGUUUCUUUCUUUUAUUCUAUCUUAUUCUCUUUAUAUCUUCCACUAUAUCUUUUGAUCUCAGUCUCUUCAUAUCUAUCUAACAAUUCUCUUCAUAUCUAUCUAACAAUGUCUCCCUUGAUCACCCUCCUACCUUGUACCGUUCAUCUGACUGAAACAUCUCAGUCUCUUCAUAUCUAUCUAACAAUGUCUCCCUUGAUCACCCUCCUGCCUUUCUUUUCAUAUCUAUCUAACAAUGUCUCCCUUGAUCACCUCCUGCCUUGUACCUUUCAUCUGACUGAAACAUCUCAGUCUCUUCAUAUCUAUCUAACAAUGUCUCCCUUGAUCACCCCCUGCCUUUCUCUUCAUAUCUAUCUAACAAUGUCUCUCUUGAUCACCCCACUGCCUUUUACCUUUCAUCUGACUGAAACAUCUCAGUCUCUUCAUAUCUAUCUAACAAUGUCUCCCUUGAUCACCCCCUGCCAUCUACGUAAUAUCUCUCUCUUCUUCCUCUCAGCCUCUCUAUAUCCAGCUGUACAUAUAUUUGUUUCUCUCUUCAUAUCUACCUCUCUGAGUUCUUCUUUCAGUUCUAUCUGUUCUUCAUCUUCUGUUUUCAAAUUAUCUAUCUCUCUGUUUAUGCCUCUUAAUAUAAAUCUCACUCUUUAUAUCUCUCCGUAUAUAUGCAUAUCUAUCUAUCUUUUUCCUCUUCAUCAUAUUAUUAUUAUUAUCAUCAUCAUCAUCAUCAUCAUCAUCAUCAUCAUAUUAUCAUCAUCAUCAUCAUCAUCAUCAUCAUCAUCAUAUCAUCAUCAUCAUCAUCAUAUUUAUUAUUCUUCUUCUUCUUCUUCUUCUUCUUCUUCUUCUUCUUCUUCUUCUUCUUCUCAUAUCAGACAAAAGAGUAAGUAG